Molecule: messenger RNA, 2604 nt
Organism: Trematomus bernacchii (emerald rockcod)
Lineage: Eukaryota; Metazoa; Chordata; Actinopteri; Perciformes; Nototheniidae
Gene: wnt7bb
Product: wingless-type MMTV integration site family, member 7Bb
Exons: 5
Coding region: 373-1422 (349 amino acids)
Biological process (GO): cell fate commitment; neuron differentiation; positive regulation of JNK cascade
Cellular component (GO): extracellular region
Molecular function (GO): cytokine activity; frizzled binding
Source: RefSeq, a predicted model, not a curated record
UGCAAGUUAGUUACAUGGAAUGCGUUAAGAUGUCUGUAGAGAAAAGGAGCAGUGGGCGAUGUACAAAGCUCUAAACAAGACAGAAUCCACAUUGUCGACAGGGUAGGAGCUAGUCGUUUGUUCUACCUGCAUGGCGCAGCAAAUGGGAAUCGUUAAUUAGGCUCUAUCUUGAAAGUCGUCAUCAGCAUCUCACCUGUACUGCUGGACCAUGGAUUUCACACGGUCGAAGAUUUCAAUAUCUCUUCAGCUCCAUGUCGCGGGAAAUAGGCGGUAUACGUGCAUCUGGAAGGGUUAGGAAAGCUGCCAAUGUGAACGGAAAGCGGAUCCACUUUAUGUUACAGUGCAUGGCCUCUGGACAAAGUGCCAACGAUCAUGCACAAACCCCUCCGAAAGUGGAGUCUCAACGUGUUCCUGUGUUUCGGCAUCAUAUACCUCAGACUUGGGGCCCUGUCCUCGGUGGUGGCUCUGGGUGCCAACAUCAUCUGCAACAAGAUUCCCGGGCUGGCACCUCGCCAGCGGGCCAUCUGCCAGAGCCGCCCGGACGCCAUCAUUGUUGUGGGCGAAGGCGCCCAGAUGGGCAUCAAUGAGUGUCAGUACCAGUUCCGGUAUGGACGCUGGAACUGUUCGGCGCUGGGAGAAAGAACAGUCUUCGGUCAGGAGCUGCGAGUAGGCAGUCGGGAAGCAGCGUUCACCUACGCCAUCACAGCGGCGGGGGUGGCCCACGCCAUCACAGCAGCCUGUAGCCAGGGUAACCUGAGCCAGUGCGGCUGCGACCGGGAGAAGCAGGGCUACAACAACCAGGAGGAAGGCUGGAAGUGGGGCGGCUGCUCGGCCGACAUCAAGUACGGGAUCGAGUUCUCUCGCCGCUUCGUGGAUGCCCGCGAGAUUAAAAAGACGCCGCGCCGCCUGAUGAACUUGCAUAACAAUGAAGCAGGGAGAAAGGUACUAGAAGAAAGGAUGAAGCUAGAGUGCAAGUGCCACGGCGUCUCGGGCUCCUGCACCACCAAAACGUGUUGGACUACCCUUCCCAAGUUCCGAGAGAUUGGCUACCUACUCAAGGACAAGUACAACGAAGCCGUGCACGUGGAGGUGGUCCGGGCUAGCCGACUGCGCCAGCCCACUCACCUCAAGGUGAAGCAGACUCAGGGCUACCGCAAGCCCAUGGAGACAGACCUCGUCUACAUCGAGAGGUCGCCCAACUACUGCGAGGAGGACACAGCCACGGGGAGCGUGGGCACCCAGGGGCGCCUGUGCAACCGCACCUCGCCACAUACAGACGGCUGCGACCUCAUGUGCUGUGGGCGGGGCUACAAUACACACCAGUACACCAAAGUGUGGCAGUGCAACUGUAAGUUCCAAUGGUGCUGCUUUGUCAAGUGCAACACGUGCAGUGAGAGGACGGAGGUGUUUACCUGCAAAUAAGGACGCAAGGAACUCAGUGCCAGGAAGCGAGGCGCCAAGGACAAGCUGAAUGAGGAAGACUCGAACGAGCGAGAUAAAAGUGUGACGUGGACCAGUGAGAGAUUUUGAAAUAAAGGAAUGGAAUUUACACUACCAGCUCUUCAUGGCAUCGUUUUGCACAGCAGAAACUAUCUUAUUUCUUUUCAGAAAGUAAAUGCUAAAUAUCCGUAGGUAAUACCCCAGAACUUUACUGUUGCAUAGAGAUUGUGCUCAUGUACUGAUGUAUCCACAGUGAAGUUGGGACUACAGGUAAUGAAUGAGGCCGGUGUGAACUCUGGGAUUUGUAAUUGUUAAAUUCAUAGGAGACUCAGAGAGGAAACACAGUAACCUGGGAGUUGAUCAAAAUGACAGCAGCUGAUGCGGGGUGACUGGAACAGAUUCGUCAAGUCCUUGAUUGAAAACUUUUUAAGGGUUUUGUCUUAUUUUCAAAAAAAGUGAAUCUUGACACGAAUGAACCCCCCAAAUUGGCUGGGGCUUAUGUUGGAGGUUUUGUAGACAUGAAGAACAUUUUGUAAGUAUGGUGCGUUGGGGUGCGCCAAAAUCUGAGUGGAGAACUCUGUUAAACCCUCUGCUGCCAACUGGAAUAUGGUGGAGUAUGUUAGUUUUCCAGUCACACUGGAACUGUCUGUUCUGAACACUGAAAAUAAAUUGUUUAUUUAUGUUAUAGUAUCUUAAAACGAAGCACUAACGGGUAGAGAUGUCUUUUUUUGUACUAAGUUUAAAGAAAAAUACUUUUUAGAAACUCUGACUGAAAAUGUGUGUCUAUUAGAAAAUGACCCCCCAAUCCCUAAAACACUUUAUAUUUUCUUUAAAAAAAAGAAAGAAAAAAGGUUUCAUUGCUACUGGUGUGUUGUCAACAAAAACGUCAUUACAGUGUGUUUCACAUUCAAAAACCUUGGUUCUUUUUUACUGUAGCAAACUUUGUUUGUAGUCCUUUCCCCCCCAAGCAGUAAUAUAUAUUUGGAUGCUUUUGCAAUUUCAGUUGAUAGACAGUAGCAAGAAAACUCCUUUAACUGCAGAGAUCCUUCCUCAAUCUAUUAAACACAAAGCUGACAUGUUGCUGGAUGUGUUGUUGAGUGCUGCACUGAUAUUUUCUACUCAGAUACGACUCAUGAGAACUAAAUAAACUCCCAUUUGACUCAG